This is a messenger RNA of Purpureocillium lilacinum, 492 nucleotides long. RefSeq lists its product as uncharacterized. Gene Ontology annotation, cellular component: mitochondrion. NCBI's taxonomy places the organism in Eukaryota, Fungi, Ascomycota, Sordariomycetes, Hypocreales, Ophiocordycipitaceae. The record is from RefSeq and is a predicted model, not a curated record.
AUGUUCGCCGCACGACAACGGGCAGGCCAAAUGGCCCGCCAGCUGCAGCGGACAGCUCGCGGCUACGCCUCCGACGCCCACAAGCCCGCCGCCGCGGCCAGCGAGUCCUUUGGGUCGGGAUCCAAGGCGACGGUCGCCCUAUUCUUCGGCGCCGUGCUCUUCUACCAAUUCACACCCAAGAAGGGCGAGGACUCGGCCAUCACGAGCCUCAUCCACAAGUACACGUCGCAGGCGGAGGACUGGGAGGAGAUCAACGCGCUGCACACAAAGGCCAUGGAGCAGGCCGGCUUCGACCGCAACCUGUUUGAGAACGCCUCCAACAAGCACCGAUUCGUCGACGUCGCCUACCCCGAGGCCUUCCAAUCCCACGCCCCGCGAAACAUCCAGGCCGGCCACCUGAUCAACCUGGACAGCGUCGUCGAGCACUACAAGCAGCAGCACGUCAAGGACGAGGAGCGCAAGGCCAAGAAGCUCGCCGAGCGGGAGGCUUGA